Molecule: messenger RNA, 3327 nt
Organism: Hirundo rustica (Barn swallow)
Lineage: Eukaryota; Metazoa; Chordata; Aves; Passeriformes; Hirundinidae
Gene: ASB14
Product: ankyrin repeat and SOCS box containing 14
Exons: 9
Coding region: 675-2459 (594 amino acids)
Biological process (GO): intracellular signal transduction
Cellular component (GO): cytoplasm
Molecular function (GO): protein binding
Source: RefSeq, a predicted model, not a curated record
AAAAUUAGUAGUAUUUUUAGGAAAAAAAGUAGUCUAGACUUAAAGUGUUUAUGUACCCAUUGAGCCAUAGUAACAUCAAUUACUAACCAUUUCUUGCUGUAUAUGUUGCUAAUGUAUUUCUCUUUUUUGCUACAUGUGCAAUUACAGAGCAAGGCCUUGUAAUCACAGAUUAGGUGGAUCAGGUAACAAAUUAAAUGGUGCAGAUUUGCUGUGAAUUACUGCUGCCCAACUUUAAGAUGUUUCUAAAAUUUUCCCAAGCUUUGGAGUUGGCAUGUCGACAGCUUCCUUAAAUUUCCUGUACUCAUUCAUUUUGCCAAGUUGUUUAUUAGCAUUCAAUUUUAUUUAUUAAUUUUAUUUUACCUUGCCCUGUAGUUUUGUUUUGUUUUGUUUUUUCAGGUCAGCUCUCUUGAAAGAAAGAAGUGGAAGUUUUGAUAAGGUAAAACAGAUGAGAAGUUUGAGCCUAGCAGGACAUCUGAGAUCUUGAAUAUGCCAAGAACAGGACGACUACUUAAGCAUAUGACAGUGUAGUCAUUUAUUUUAAAUGUUUCAUUUCUCUUGGUACUGACCCAGUGAUUACUAUUUCUAUUACUUCAGAUCUGACUUGAAGAUUUAACGUCUGCUUCUAAUUAAAAAGCAGUGUUUCCCUGCAGAAGUGAUCCUUGUGCUGAUUUGCCAUGAACAAUUCUGUGUUUAUGGUUGAUGGUGAUUCUGAUGAGGAAAUCCCUACCCAGCAAGCUAUUCAGGAAAGCUUACAAGAUAGGCAGAAAUUUGAAACAAGUGGCAGUACAAAAGAGGUUGGAAGUUUCCCGUAUACUGAAAGUAAAGAACAUGGGCAGAUCAUUGCAGCAAUUCGGACAGGCCAAGAGGAGGCCUUGAAGAAGUUGGUGAGGCAUAGUUCUGCUUUUGAAGAAGCAGAUCAGCAAGGCUGGCUUCCUGUGCAUGAAGCUGCAGCACAGCUAAAUAAGAACAUCCUUGAAAUAACUUUAAAAGCCUCCCGUGACAUUAUGUGGGAACAGUCCACUCUAGAAGGGGAAACACCUCUCCUGGUGGCAGUAAGAAAUUGUUUUGUGGACAAUGUCCACUUUCUCCUGCUCAAUGGCUGCAAUCCCAAUGUUAAAGAUGAAGAGGGAGAUUCUGCUUUAGUUAUAGCAAUUAAACUUGAUUCCUAUGACAUUGCCUCCUUGUUGCUACGAUCUGGUGCCAGAGUGAAUCUGCGCUGUGUCCAUGAGAGAACUGCUCUGCACGAGGCAGCCAGGCUGGGCAGGAGGGAUCUGGUGCAGCUUCUCCUGGACUCUGGAGCAGAUCCUGACCCCCGCAGUGGAUACGGGCUCACACCUCUAGCCCUGGCUGCACAGAUGGGACAUACAGAAAUUAUGGAGCUCUUGCUGCAAAAAGGUGCAGAUGUUCUUUCACAGGCAAUGGACUGUGCUUCUAUAUUGUUUGAAGCAGCAGGAGGAGGAAAUCCAGAUUCUGUGAGUCUUUUACUAGAAUAUGGGGCUGAUGCCAAUGUACCAAAGCACUCGGGUCAUUUGCCAAUCCACAGAGCUGCAUAUAGAGGACACUUUCUAGCUCUAAAAUAUUUAGUUCCAGUGACUGAUUUUGCUGCCAUUAAAGAGAGCGGGAUAAGUCCAGUUCACUCAGCAGCAGCAGGAGCACAUCCUCAGUGCCUCGAGUUUCUCCUCCAGUCGGGUUUUGAUGCCAAUUUUAUGCUGGCUCAGAGAGUUCGCAAAGGCUACGACGACCACCGGAAAUCAGCCCUGUACUUCGCCGUUUCCAACGGGGAUAUCUGCUCGACACAGCUGCUGCUGAACGCCGGAGCCCUGACAAAUCAAGAUCCCAUCAACUGCCUCCAAAUCGCCCUGAGAAUGGGCAACUACGAGUUAAUGAAUCUGCUGCUGCGCCACGGAGCCAACGUCAACUACUUCUGCCGCGUGAACACCACGCAUUUCCCCUCAGCUCUGCAGUACGCCCUCAAAGACGAGGUCAUGCUGAGGAUGCUGCUGAACUACGGCUACGACGUGCACCGCUGCUUCGACUGCCCGCGGGGCACCGCGGCCCACUCGGAGUAUGUGACCGACGGCUGGACCUCCACCGUUAUCAAAGACACCAUGUUUUGUGAAGUGAUCACCUUAUCCUGGCUGAAGCACGUGUCUGGGAAAGUAGUGCGAGUCAUGUUAGAUUACGUCGAUCAGGUGAAGAUUUGCCAGAAGCUCGAAGCAGUUCUCAAAGAACAGGAACUCUGGCCAGACAUUCAUUUCAUUUUAACAAAUCCUCGCUCUCUGAAGCACCUUUGCCGGCUGAAGAUCCGGACGUGCAUGGGCCGGCUGCGUCUCCGCUGUCCUGUCUUCAUGACCUUCCUUCCACUGCCAAACUGCUUGAAAGACUACAUCCUGUACAAGGAAUAUGAUCUUUACGGACAGGAAAACUUCACAGGGAUCUACAACCUCAACUGUGCAUAAGUAUUAGUCUUGUACUUUGAAGGGAAUUUAGUAAGACUGUUGUGCUUUUUUCUUGUGGGAUUUUUCUGUCCUCUGUAUAUUAAGGAAUGCCAGUGUUCUCCCCUCACCCCCUGAAGAAAAUGGCAAGACUCCCCCCCAAAUGUUAGUAUUGGUGAUCCCAGUCUAAGGAGCUCCUGGACUAUGACCUGGCUGGACGUUAUGGUAUCAGUAUUAAAUGCCUAGUGUGACAAGUUAAGGAAGUGUAAAAUACAGGGCUGCAAACCUUGUGCUAUGGCUAAGGUAAAGCCUGUCAUUUCAGAUACCACCACCCCCAUUCCAGGGUUAAACUCAGGGUUUAUUUAAAGGUCAGGGAUUUGACUAAAACCAGGAAGGGACGUAAUUUUCUCUUGUACUUCUUCUCUUCUUUUGACAAGACAUAGUUUUUAUUUGUGAAGUUCUGAAGAGCAAUUUAAGUAAUUAUUUUCUUCACCCAAUAAAGCAAUCUCCCAGUUUUUGGCAAUGAAAUAGGAUUAAGCUUGAGAAACCUCUGCUUAUCACAGCAGGUCACAUGACAACGCCAAUAUUUCAAGGAGGUGGCACUGCUGAAAGCUGUGUUAGUUCUGCAGCUCCUUCUCAGGUACUGGUAUGUCUCAUCCACCAGGAACUUGGACUAUUCUCUUCAGAACUGAAUUUUCCUUACAAAGUGCUGGCCAAAGCCCUGCUUCAAUUUUUGGAGUUUCUUUCUAUAGAGAUGGAGCUUAAACUUUUGGAGCCAUGUCAUUUUAGGAGGUCUUACAGAAGUUUUAGACCUAUAGCAUGCCUGUUCCUUCUAAAAAUACUGCAAAUGUCAGAAAUCUUAGGAAAAAAGUUCAUCAACACAUUUGGCAUU